This is a messenger RNA of Suillus bovinus, 1160 nucleotides long. RefSeq names its product 39S mitochondrial ribosomal protein L46-domain-containing protein. Bases 82 to 945 code for a protein of 287 amino acids. The record is from RefSeq and is a predicted model, not a curated record. NCBI's taxonomy places the organism in Eukaryota, Fungi, Basidiomycota, Agaricomycetes, Boletales, Suillaceae. Gene Ontology annotation, cellular component: mitochondrial large ribosomal subunit. Gene Ontology annotation, molecular function: structural constituent of ribosome. The transcript has 4 exons.
UUCACACGCGCAGGGGGGUUGCGACCCCCUUUGAUUCUCGCCUCAAUUGAAUUCCGGGUCAAUUCCUGCUCUGUCCAGGUGAUGUUCUCGAAAACAGUAUUGUCGUCGUGCAAACGCGCACCCAAAGCAUGCCUCCUUCGCAGACUCGCGACCGAAGCCUCUGCAGCGCCUGAAGUCGCGCAAGUAGAUACUGUACUGUCAAAGAGGACUGCACGGCCCAACCUACACACCGGGAUUAUCCUGAACCGAUCACCCAUAAUAACCCGAACACCAACGGCCUUCGAGAAAGCCUACUACGCCUACCAAGCUCGCAUCCACCGCGCACUGCACAAUCCCUUUCCUUACGACUUUUAUUUUAAACAGGGUUCACCUCUAGAAUCGCGAUUCAACAUAGAAGAGCGAAGACGCGAGCGCAAGGCAUUUGGUGCACCUUUUGGUAUGCAGACUGGGGAGACGAGCGAAGCUGAAAAGCUUGCCGAGGCUACUAUGCGUGACGAAGAAGAAGCCAUGCCGCGUGUUCAUGAAGCAGAUAUUAACUCGGACUUCAAAAACCUGAAUAGACGCGGUCAGCGAAACCUAUAUCUAUUGCUACAAAAGCAAGAGAAUGGGAUGGCCGUAUGGAAGUUCCCUCAGGGAAGCGUGGACAGGGGAGAGCUUUUGCACCAUGCGGCGACCCGUGGACUUGAAGUCGAGUGUGGAAACAAUAUGGACACUUGGAUAGUCGGUCGCAAUCCAAUAGGUGUCUUCCACCCUCCAUCACCAGCCAAUACGGGUAGCGCUGAAGAGAAUGUGGUCUUCUUCUAUAAAGCACAUGUUAUGGCUGGUCAAGUCCGCCCAAACCGAACGCAUACACAAGACUUUGCUUGGUUAACCAAGGGUGAGAUCAAGACUCGGGUGGAUGAGGACUACUGGUUGGGCAUCAAAGAUAUGCUAUCGGAUUUCUAGUAUAUAUACUCUAUAUUCUUCUACUCAUCGAUAUAUCAUCUGGUAUUGCACCUACUUGGGGGCAGAGAUAGCCCGACGCAUCUCUGGCCGUUUUUGUGCAUCAUCGAAUCUGCGUACCACCACAUCGCACUUCGUGCUCUUGCAUAUGUGUUUGGAGUUUGCCUUGACAUCGUCUGAGAAUAGAUUGAGGCCAGCAGCACGUUCUACAACAUCAA